AUGAAGACUGUGAUCCAUACCCUAACCCUUCUUGUGCUACUAGUUUCCAACAGGUUGUGCACUGAUGCAAAGGUCCACGUCCAUGUGAUAAACCGGCUAGGAGAUAACAAGCCCAUGAACAUACAUUGUCAAUCCAAUGACGAUGACCUCGGCUAUCAGAAGGUGGAAGACGGAAGUGAAACAACGUGGAGCUUUUCGGUUAAUUUUUGGGGCACGACGUUGUUUUAUUGUGAUGUCCAGUGGGGAGACUCGGGCUGGAAGCACUUCGAUGCUUAUGACGCAAAUCGGGAUUAUGAUCACCGGUGUCAUUCGGAAUGCCGAUGGAUGAUAUCCGAAGAAGGGUGGUUGUACGGUUAUAACCAAGAAGAUGAGAAUUGGGAGCUCUUUAGCUUUCAGUAA
Rhododendron vialii is the source of this 399-nucleotide messenger RNA. Its product is annotated as self-incompatibility protein S1-like. The transcript has a single exon. NCBI's taxonomy places the organism in Eukaryota, Viridiplantae, Streptophyta, Magnoliopsida, Ericales, Ericaceae. The record is from RefSeq and is a predicted model, not a curated record. The coding region runs from base 1 to 399 and encodes 132 amino acids.